This is a messenger RNA of Mangifera indica (mango), 2078 nucleotides long. RefSeq lists its product as uncharacterized. NCBI's taxonomy places the organism in Eukaryota, Viridiplantae, Streptophyta, Magnoliopsida, Sapindales, Anacardiaceae. The coding region runs from base 318 to 1988 and encodes 556 amino acids. The transcript is spliced from 10 exons. The record is from RefSeq and is a predicted model, not a curated record.
CCAUGAACCAAACUCAGUUUCUAUUUGAUAGCUCCUCUUCAUCUUCUCAAUUACCAACCCGUUGCUCUUCCUUUACCUCUAAGUCUGACUCCUGUUACUCUACUCAUCAUCAUCAUCGUCAUCAUCAUAAGCUCUUCUCUUCUUCUCAUUGUUUGUUUAAAUGUUUUAUCUGGUUGAGGCACUCCCUUGAAUAAUCCUUCAUGGCAACUCAGCAGGGACGUGUCUCAUUUAGCAUCCCAUUGGAGACUAGAAGAAAGAAGGUUAGUCGGCAGCAAAAGAAAGAGGCCCUUGAAAGGGAGUUGAUGUUGUAGGUUUCCAUGCUUCAAAAAAUGCUGAAACAAGAAGAAAAAAUGCAUGAGAUUUUGGAGGGCAUACAUCAGGGUCAUGUUGCUGCCGUUCCCAUCCCAAAUUUUCUUCCUCCUAAGGUGAAGGAGCUUUUAACUGAAUUGGCUAUGGUAGAGAGCGAGAUCAGUCGAUUAGAGGGCCAGAUUACCCAACUUCGGCUUGGUUUGAAACACGAACAAGAAAUGACCAAGGAAGCAAAAUCAAAGCAAUGGCAAUUGGGAAAUCUAAACAACCUUCAGCCCUACUCAACAAACAAUUUAUCAUCAAGCCCUAUGAACAAAGAUGGUAAUGAUCAGAAGAUGGCAUUUGAGACCAAGGCGUUGCAUUUCAUUAGUAAAGCUAUAAAAGGUGACUACAAUCUUAGUGACUUCAGAACAACUGAGAAAAUGGGAAACUUAACAUUCUUCUCUGACCAGAAAGAAAAUCAUUUCCAUGAGGAGUCUAAAUUUCCCAGAAAAAGUGGAAUGCUGAAACCUGCAGCUUCGCCAUUGCGAGAUCCUAGACAUCCGACCCCAAAGCCAAGGGAACGUAUAAAUACAGAGCUCUCCAUUGACCUCCCUCCGAAAUCUUUGUCAAGUUCGAUUCUGUUAGAAGAGAAUAUUCAGAAUUGGCAACCCAACAAGCUCUCUGAGAAUAUCAUGAAGUGCUUGAACUUUAUAUAUGUAAGGCUACUGAGAACCUCGAGGGCAAUCGAAUUAGAGAAAUCAGGCCAAGUUUCCAGGUCUGUGCAUGCUUCUUUAAGCUCAAGAAGCUUCAGGGCUGAGACCAUCUCCAACUCAAAGUCGAGCAUUAUGUCACAGAAAGAUUCAAGGCAACAAGAUCCUUAUGGUAUUUUUGAUGUCGAAGAGUCGAUUCCUAGAGACAUUGGCCAUUACAAAAACCUGGUUAUUUUCUCAUCCAAUUCCAUGGAUCCCAAAUGCAUUUCAAGCUCCAGCUCUGUGCCUCUAAUUAAAAAAUUAAGGAUCUUGAUGAACAAUCUUCAGACGGUAGAUUUAAAAGUGUUGACGUACCAGCAGAAAUUAGCAUUCUGGAUCAACAUGUUCAACGCUUGUAUCAUGCAUGGAUUUCUCCAAUAUGGAGUGCCUAGUACUCCAGAGAAAUUGAUCGCAUUAAUGAACAAAGCAACUCUGAACAUUGCAGGCAACACCAUAAAUGCUCAAGCAAUAGAGCACUAUAUUUUAAGGAGGCCAACAUCUUCCAAAAAGAAAGAAGUUGAUCAAAAGGGUGAAAAGGAUGAUAAAGAAGCCAUUGUUCGUAACCUUUAUGGACUAGAGUCCACGGAUCCUAAUGUCACAUUUGCUCUCUGCUAUGGAACUCGUUCAUCCCCGGCGGUGAGAAUAUACACAGCUGAAGGGGUUGUGGGGGAGUUGGAGAAAUCGAAGCUAGAGUAUCUGCAAGCUUCAAUUGUGGUGACUAGCACAAGAAAGAUUGCAAUUCCUGAACUUGUGAUUCGAAACAUGAAUGAUUUUGCAAGGGACAUCGAUACACUGGUGGAAUGGGUUUGCCAUCAGUUGCCUACAUCUGGGUCACUGAGAAAAUCAAUGGUGGAUUGCUUCAGGCAGGGCCAUCACAGUGGCAAAAUUUCUCCUUCAGUUGAGAAGAUCCCAUAUGACUUUGAGUUCCAGUAUCUAUUAGCAAUAUAAACUUUAAAGGAUAUCAAGCCUCUGGUUGUUGUAUUUUGUAAAUGGGUGUAAGAAACAUUUAUGAAUAUAUAAUUUCUAAAAUCUUCCUCA